Messenger RNA from Saccostrea echinata, 771 nucleotides. Its product is annotated as tripartite motif-containing protein 2-like. Bases 1 to 771 code for a protein of 256 amino acids. Gene Ontology annotation, biological process: negative regulation of translation; proteasome-mediated ubiquitin-dependent protein catabolic process; protein polyubiquitination. The record is from RefSeq and is a predicted model, not a curated record. Gene Ontology annotation, molecular function: ubiquitin protein ligase activity; translation repressor activity. NCBI's taxonomy places the organism in Eukaryota, Metazoa, Mollusca, Bivalvia, Ostreida, Ostreidae. The transcript has a single exon.
AUGGAAGAAAUUCAUCACAUUGCUUGUAAAUCAUCACGGAACAUAUGGGUCAGCGAUUUGGAUAACCAACUCAUCCACAUCAACUACGAAGGAGAAAUUUUUCACAACCUAAGGAGAAAUUCAACGUUUACCACAGGUAUUGCAAUACACAAAGAGGAAAACGUCCUAUUCACAGAUGUAGAAGAGAAAUGGAUUUUUGAAGUUAUGGAAAACUUCAGAAUUGCAAAAUUCUUGAAAACAGAGGAUUGGGUUCCACGCAGUAUACAUUCAUCUUGCCUUACGGGAGAUAUAUUUCUGGGCCUAACGAAGGAAAAAGACAAUGAGGCAGAGGCUAAAAUAAGUAGAUAUGACCAAACCGGUAAAAAAAUUCUUCAGGAAAUUCAAUUGUAUGACGAAAAACCUCUCUAUCGAUUCCCACAUUUUAUGGCAGAAAAUGAUAAGGGGAAUAUUUACGUAUCGGAUUACCAUUUAAGAGCAUUAGUUGCGGUGAACAAAUUUGGAAAACAUUUAUUUGAUUUUAAAACUGAUGAUUUUUGGCCUCAUGGAGUAACCGUAGAUAAUGUAGGGAAUGUGCUAGUGUGCAACGCUUCCUAUAAAACAUCAGGGGUAUUUAUUCUUGACCAAGAAGGCAAUGUUCGCUCCCGAAUACUUACAAGAGAACAAAAAAUAAGGAAUGUGCGCAACAUUUGUGUUGACGAAGACGACAAUCUGUACGCGCUGCAGAAAAACGUCCCAACAAUCAUGGUAUUUAAGUACUUAGAGCGUGUGUGA